Messenger RNA from Dioscorea cayenensis subsp. rotundata (Guinea yam), 897 nucleotides. RefSeq names its product 7-deoxyloganetin glucosyltransferase-like. The transcript has a single exon. The coding region runs from base 43 to 897 and encodes 284 amino acids. NCBI's taxonomy places the organism in Eukaryota, Viridiplantae, Streptophyta, Magnoliopsida, Dioscoreales, Dioscoreaceae. The record is from RefSeq and is a predicted model, not a curated record. Gene Ontology annotation, molecular function: UDP-glycosyltransferase activity.
AGCAAUGGAUACCUAGACAUUCCUAUUGAGUGGAUACCAGGAAUGAAGAAUAUAAAUCUAAGGGAUCUACCAAGUAUGAUCAGAACAACUGAUCCAAAUGACAUUCCUCUGAACUUCAUGAACCAUGCAUUCCAGAAGGUUUUUCAGACCUCAGCCAUCAUCAUCAACACAUUCGACGAACUAGAAGGCAAUGUUUUGAAAGCCAUGGCGAAGAUGCUUCCACCCAUCUACACAGUAGGGCCAUUAUCCUUGAUCUCUGACCAUUGCUCAAGCUUCUGGAAAGAGGACAUGAAUUGUUUAGAAUGGUUGGAUGGGAAGCAACCAAACUCUGUCAUUUAUGUGAGCUUUGGAAGCUUUGCAGAGCUAACAAAUGAUCAACUGAUAGAGUUUGCAUGGGGAUUGGUAUACAGUGAGCAUGACUUCUUGUGGAUCAUCAGACAAGGCCUUAUUAAGGGUGAUCAAGAGAGUGAUGUUGUUCUCCCUGAAGAGAUCUUGAGAGAGAUCAUGAAUGAGAGAGGAUUGAUAACCAGUUGGUGUCGACAAGAGAAGGUGUUAUCCCACCCAUCAAUAGCAGGGUUCUUAACACACAGUGGAUGGAAUUCAACAAUGGAGAGCAUAAGUGUAGGCCUGCCCAUGUUAUGCUGGCCUCAUUAUGGGGAUCAAACAACGAAUUGUCACUAUGUUUGCAAAGAAUGGGGGAUUGGAUUGGAGAUUGAACAUGAUGUGAAUAGAGAGAAGGUUGCAUCUUUGAUCAAGGAGUUGAUGAGUGGAAAGAAGGGGAAGGAGAUGAAAGAGAAGGCAUUGGAGUGGAAGGAGUGCGCAUUUAGAGCAGUUAGAGAAGGUGGUUCAUCUUUCUUGAAUGUGGAUAAACUGGUUGAGGAGGUCCUACGAAAAUAA